AUGUGGAAAAGAGACAGAAAGCUGCCUGAAGUAAAUGAGACAGAGUCAAAUGAUUCUGAGGAGGAUUUGGCAUGCCUGGAGCUGUACACAAUGCAAGAGAAAGAUAAUGAUGCAAUAUGGCUCACACCUAAAAUACAAGGGGUUGAGUUACAGAUGGAACUGGACACUGGGUCUGCUCGCUCACUGAUUUCAUAUCAAGAUUACAGAGACAAAUUCCCCAAACUGAAACUGAAACACACCUCAGUGAAACUGAAAACGUACACAGGUGAAAGAAUAACUCCUCUGGGAAAAUUAAAAGUGGAAGUGGAAUAUGAGAAAAAGAAAUGCAACCUGGAACUUUAUGUUCUGAAAAAUGGAGGUGUGCCAUUAUUUGGGCGUGACUGGUUGAAGCACAUCCACCUCAACUGGAAAGAAAUAAAGUCAAUGAGACUGGAACGAGGCCUGAGUGCACAUUCUGUGGAUGAAAGACUGAAACAGAUCCUUAAUAACCAUGCCCAGGUGUUCAAAGAUGGAAUCGGCACCCUGAAAAAUAUUAAAGCACAGAUCAUACUAGAGGACAAUGCAAAACCAAGAUUCCACAAGGCACGCCCUGUAUCUUAUGCUUUACGCCCUAAAGUCGAAGCAGAUCUCCAACGCUUGGAAGAGCAAGGAAUACUCACCAAGGUGGAAUGGUCAGAUUGGGCUACACCAAUAGUAUCAGUAAGCAAGAAAGCAAGUGACAGUGUGUGGAUCUGUGGUGAUUUUAAGGUUUCAGUGAACCCAGUUCUCCGCAUAGAUCAGUACCCACUUCCACGGAUAGAAGACAUAUUCACAGCAGUAGCAGGUGGCAAACACUUUUCAAAAAUUGACCUUGCUCAGGCUUAUCUCCAGAUGGAAGUAGAAGAGACAUCCAGGAAAUAUCUGGUAAUAAACACUCACAAAGGCCUAUAUCAGUACAACAGACUGGUAUUUGGUAUCGCCAGUGCCCCAGCAGUAUGGCAGCGUGCCAUGGAUCAGGUCCUACAAGGCAUUCCAGGAACACAGUGUUUUCUGGAUGACAUAAUCGUCACUGGUGUUGAUGAGGAGACUCAUCUGGCUAACUUAACAGCAGUCCUGGCCAGGCUAGAAAAAUAUGGACUGAGAGCAAACAAAAACAAAUGUGAGUUCUUUAAGGAUGCCAUUGAGUAUUGUGGACACAAGAUCGACAGACAUGGGCUCCACAAAACCAAGGACAAAGUUGAAGCAGUCCUGAAGGCACCAGAACCUACAAAUGUGAGUCAGCUACGCUCAUUCUUGGGCUUAGUUAAUUAUUACCACAAGUUUCUACCAAACCUUUCAACAGUCCUGCACCCGCUGAACUCUCUGCUGCAACAAAAUGUCAAAUGGCAAUGGACAAAAAACUGUGAAGAGGCAUUUAAUGGCGCUAAGCAGCUCAUUACAUCAGAGGAGGUUCUGACACACUUUGACUCCAAUCUACCACUUCGCCUCGCCUGUGAUGCCUCACCAUAUGGCAUUGGUGCCGUGCUAUCUCACAAAAUGCCUGAUGGAUCAGAACGCCCAGUUGCCUUUGCUUCAAGGUCCCUAAAUGCAGCCGAGCGCAACUAUGCGCAGAUAGACAAAGAAGCACUCAGUCUAGUGUGGGGAGUGAAGAAGUUUAAUCAGUAUUUAUAUGGACGACACUUCACCCUGAUCACAGACCACAGACCGCUGGUGUCCAUCUUUAACCCUCAGAAAGGUAUUCCAACCAUGGCUGCGGCACGCUUGCAGCGAUGGGCUUUGUUCCUGGGUGCACACACCUACACCAUUGAGUUCAAAGGGACAAAGCUACAUGGAAAAGCAGAUGGACUUUCACGUCUUCCACACAUGCAACCCACUGAAGAAAUGACUGAUCUAGCUACUGUGUUUCACGUUACACAAAUGGAACCCCUACCUGUCACAAGUGCUCAGGUGAAAAGAGAAAUGAGCCGAGACACAAUCUUGUCCAAAGUAUACGAUUUUACUGUGAAUGGUUGGCCGUCCUGCAGUGACACUCAGUUCUCUGCGAACUCCACCCGCAAAGACCAACUAUCCGUUUGCCAAGGAUGUGUCAUGUGGGGAACUCGUGUCAUCCUGCCGCCCAAACUACGUACGAAGGUACUGGACUCACUGCACAAUGGACAUUUAGGUGUGGUUAAGAUGAAAAGUCUUGCUAGAAGCUAUGUUUGGUGGCCAGGCCUUGACUGUGAAAUAGAGAAUAUGGCUAAAUCCUGCACUGGUUGUCAGCAGACGCUGCGUCAGCCUCAAACAGCACCUGUACACGCGUGGGAGUGGCCAUCCGCUCCAUGGCAACGCAUUCAUAUAGACUAUGCUGGCCCAUUUAUGGACCAAAUGUUCCUGGUUGUGGUUGAUGCUCACUCAAAAUGGCCAGAAAUCUUCCCCGUAAAGCAAGCAACAGCUGCCAGCACGAUCAAUAGUCUUCGGUCACUGUUUGCACGCACAGGUCUGCCACAACAGCUCGUAAGCGACAAUGGUCGUCAGUUUACUGGAGAGGAGUUCCAGUGUUUCCUUCGGAGUAACGGUAUACGACACAUCACUUCAGCUCCCCAUCAUCCUGCAACAAAUGGACAAGCUGAACGGUUCAUCCAGUCCUUCAAGCGGUCAAUGAAAGCCAGUCGCACAGAGGGGAAGCCGCUACAACAGAAAAUAGACACUUUCUUACUGGCUUACAGGAACGCCACUCAUGCAACAACUGGACACACACCUGCAAUGCUCUUCAUGGGACGGAAUCUGAGAUCACGUCUAGAUUUACUGAAACCAGACAUUCGCAAGGAUGUCCAAGAUAAACAGUCUUCCAUGGUUGAAGCAACAAGAAACAAAACCAGAUUCUUCAAUGUUGGACAAAAAGUUCUCGCCAGGGACUACAGAGACCCAAGUCAGAAAUGGCAGUCUGGCACGAUUCUGUCACGGACCGGACCGCUGACAUACACUGUAAAUGUUGGAGCCAACUUAGUCUGGCGUAAACAUGUUGAUCAGAUUCUAGAUGCGGAAAGUCACAUGGUUCCACAGCAACCUGAGAGCACAUCUACACCUCAAGAUUCAGAAGAGUUUGCCCUCGCUUCACCACCUGAGGUUCAGGAUUUACAUGAAACUACCAAUGCUCAAACACCUGAACUUCCCACACAGAGCACUAUGGAGUCUGACCAAACAGGCAGACUUUACCCUGAGAGAAAUCGCAGAGCACCUCAGAGACUGAACUUAUAG
Molecule: messenger RNA, 3219 nt
Organism: Pelmatolapia mariae (spotted tilapia)
Lineage: Eukaryota; Metazoa; Chordata; Actinopteri; Cichliformes; Cichlidae
Exons: 1
Coding region: 1-3219 (1072 amino acids)
Biological process (GO): DNA integration; proteolysis
Molecular function (GO): aspartic-type endopeptidase activity; nucleic acid binding
Source: RefSeq, a predicted model, not a curated record